GCACGAGGAGGAGCAUUCCGAAGGGCACGCGACGCCAGAUGUUUUCUUGCGUUUCCUGAAGCCAUCAGUCAUCAACGCCAUCUGGGCUAACACUGCGCCAGGUGCGAAGCUGCGCAACUUUAUCGUGGACUACAUCAUCAAGUAUGCGCCACAUCGCCAACUGCUCUACUUCGAUGGCACUCUUGGCUGGCGCCAGGACGGCAGCGGCGCGGCUGUUCCUCAGACGCCCAAGAAGGUGCCCAACGACUUCGGCAGCUUCGCCAGUCUGUCUCGCUUCUCGCCUCGUCGCGCGACAUUUGCCAGCUCCUCGGAGUCGGAGGCCCGCAUUGAGAACAGCGUGGGGCACUCUGCUUGUAACGCAGCUGCCUGAGCAUAUUCGAAAACACUACCCCGGCCAGGUGCGUGUUUACCUGCCUCCUUUCCCGUACGUUCUUCCCCCGGCUCCAACUAGGCGUCGCUUCACUCAUUACGGCCUCGAAGAGGAACCCGUUCUACAGUGUCCACGCCAAUUUGUUUCCAUAAUCGAGCUGCAGGGUCCAGCACGCGAGCUAUUUUUCGAAACAGUGUAUGGAGAAGGUAAGGGGAAGACAAUUCUUCGCUCGCCUGUUUGGGAUGGCGGCCGCGAUCUGGACGCUGCUAAUAACACCGUUGGUGAUGUCAAGAUGGAGGACGCGUUCGAUGCGCCUGCUACUGCUGACAAGGAUGUGCCUGAGGUUAAAAUGAGCUGUAUGUACCACAUGCACACUGAGGAUCGUGCUUGUUGGCUUCUGAAGAACCCCCUCGUUAACGGAGGCGUGUGGCCAACUGAAGACGAGGAGUAGGGUUUCAUAUAUUUCCCUGAAGUUUUCGAUGCGGGAAUGAUCUCUCUGCCAGAGCAGCUGCUCUCACACGUCGCCAGCAGUUCAUCCUGACUGUUCCUACCACGAAUUUCGCUGGUAAUUAUCCUGCCAUUGAUCGAGCGGUAGACGCAAAGCAUGCUGAGACGUAAUGAACUAGCUUUUCACCUCUCCCUUUCCAUAAUUGUAGUUUGUCCCUGUUUCCCUAACUUACCCG
This is a messenger RNA of Paraphaeosphaeria sporulosa, 1053 nucleotides long. RefSeq lists its product as uncharacterized. The record is from RefSeq and is a predicted model, not a curated record. The transcript has 2 exons. Lineage: Eukaryota; Fungi; Ascomycota; Dothideomycetes; Pleosporales; Didymosphaeriaceae. Bases 144 to 821 code for a protein of 225 amino acids.